GCUAAAAAGAGGGAGAAAUAGAGAGGGAGAGAGAGAGAGAGAAAGAGAUCGAGCAUUCGAGCAAUGAAAGAGGGAGACGUAAGAAGUAUAAAUUGAGUAGAGUGAGAUUGGACAUUGGAUAAAAUCUUGAGAAACGAGAGUCUGCCUAAUCCCCUCGACACCAGCUAAGUUGGAAAGGGACAGAGAAAAACGUCCUUGAAGUGGUGUAGAGCGGCAAUAUAUAAGCAUAUACAGCUGUUGAGAUGGAAAGUGGGAGACUCGAUUUGGAGAGUGUCACUGGUGCAACGACUAACGGCACGAAGGAGCCAGUUGCUUCUUACAAGCCGCUGCCGGACGAUUCGAAUUGGCCUACAAAUAAGCAAAGCGAUAGCGAUAAAGUUGAUAUGGGUAAAUUGAACGAGGAAACAGGAAUGGAUGACGGGGCUCAAGAAAAAAUGCUCAAUGAAGCAAGCAAUAUCGUACCAGCUAAAGAACCAACAGAGGUGAAAUUCAUUUCUGAGAAUGGAGAUGCAAAAAUUGAUAUUGAAAUGGUUAAGAAAACGCUAUCCGGCAUGGGCAAAGAGGAACUGAUGAAAUAUGCCAAUGAUCCUUUUUGGAUUCGUUUGAGAUGGUUUCUCUUUAUUGGUUUUUGGGUUCUUUGGGCUGCGAUGCUUGGCGGUGCCAUAGCGAUUAUAGUAAUGGCCCCAAAGUGUGCUGCGCCACAGCCAAAGACGUGGUGGGAAGAGAGUCCAAUCGUGCAGCUUGAAGCUAGCGAUGUUGAGGGUAAAGACCUCAAUGGCAUUACGACGUUGCUCGAAUCUCUCAAAGACCAGCACAUUAAAGUGGUGUCAUUGUCCCAUUUCAUCGAUGUGAAUGGACACAUCAAAGAUUUCCGAGAUGUGCAGCCACAGGUUGGAACAAUCGCGGAGUUUGAUAAUAUCAUUAAAGCAGCGAAAGAUCACGCGAUGCGUGUCGUUUUGGAACUUGAUCCAAACCAUUCGUCAGUCGAACAUCCCUGGUUCAUUCGUUCUAUCAAACGCAAAGAUCCAUACACGAACUACUAUGUUUGGGCUGAUCAAAAAACCGAUCCGUCCGGCACUCGUCAACCUCCCAAUAAUUGGUUGAGCGUUAACGGAGGCUCAGCCUGGGAAUGGAAUGAGCAAAGAGGCCAAUUCUAUCUUCAUCAAUUCAAUAAAACGCAGCCGGAUCUUAAUUUCAACAACCCAGCGGUCGUGGCCGAAUUUGGGGAAAUUUUCAGUCACUGGUUGCAACGCGGUGUCAGCGGUUUCAGACUUGGUAACACACAAUAUCUCACAGAAGACCCGAACCUUAAAAGCGAAUCGUUCGGAACGGUACCUGCUAAUGCGGACGAGUAUCAGUAUCUUACUCACGUACACACUUACGGUCGCCUGGAGAAUGGUGAAAUACUGCGUCAAUGGCGAGAGAUCGUAACCAACCGCACGAACGGUGACUGUUUGUUUACUCUUCGUGAAAAAAUCGGCGCUGACAUAUUGGCAGUUUACAACGAAAAAAAAACUCUGAUCGAUCUGCCCAAGAGUUCACUAUUCCUUGAAACUGCUAAUGAAACAGUAAACGCCACAACAUUAUUCAAUGGAGUUCGUCAGUCGAUAGCAACGAGCGGUGAUUGGCCCAGUUGGGAUCUCAACGGGAAUGAAAGGAGUCUGAGAAAACGUAUGCCUCGAGAAGUGGCCGAUAGCUUAACUCUCAUGACUUUAUUGUUACCGGGUACACCGAUUCUGAAGCUGAACGACACUCUCUCAGCUAAAGACGCUUUUUCGAAAAUUGCCAAGUCUCGUGACGCGCAAACAUUUUUGUACGGCAAAACUGAGACCAGUAUCGUCAACGGCACUGUUUUCGUUUAUUUGAGAAAUUGGCUAAAAAGCGGUACUCCCGGUUAUCUCGUGGCGUACCAAAGUUCGGAUAAACCUGCUGUUAUCGACCUGUCGACAUUGAUGUGGGUUUCUUCAGAAGUGAACGUACUCGCUCACAGUCCUAAUUAUUCUCAGGGAGGCACCGAAAUAAUGGAAAAGCUUCCUUCCGAUCGAGUGCCCAUUUCACCAAAAAGCACAUUGGUGAUGACGUUUGUGCCAAAAGAAUAAAUCAUGACAAAUUAAUGGGGCGUAAAACAUCAUAUUAUAACGAUAACAAUAAUAUUAUAUAAACGCCUAUGCGAUCUUAUUGCCAGUUGGCAUUUUCUCGUGCUUAUAUGUGGUCAGCUGAAAUCAUUUAUUAUAUUCAGCAGUAAACGAAAUGUGAACUCAAAUAUGAAAUAAUUCAAUCAUAAAACGCAUCGUAAAAUGAA
This is a messenger RNA of Venturia canescens, 2302 nucleotides long. RefSeq names its product CD98 heavy chain (gene CD98hc). NCBI's taxonomy places the organism in Eukaryota, Metazoa, Arthropoda, Insecta, Hymenoptera, Ichneumonidae. Gene Ontology annotation, biological process: carbohydrate metabolic process; L-leucine import across plasma membrane; L-alanine import across plasma membrane. The transcript has 9 exons. Bases 243 to 2099 code for a protein of 618 amino acids. Gene Ontology annotation, molecular function: L-alanine transmembrane transporter activity; L-leucine transmembrane transporter activity; aromatic amino acid transmembrane transporter activity. Gene Ontology annotation, cellular component: basolateral plasma membrane; apical plasma membrane. The record is from RefSeq and is a predicted model, not a curated record.